AUGGACGGCGUCGAAGAAGCGGAUGUGGUUGCUGUGUUGUUUGGCGGGAGGAAAGGCGAGGGAGUGGAAGAAGAAGUCGAGGAAGUCGAAGAAGUCGAAGAGAAGUCGAGGAGGCGGACGAGAGUCGGAGAGACAGCGAGAGAGACAACAAGAGACAACAAGAGACAGCGAAAGAGAGAGAGAGAGAGAGAGAGAGAGAGACAGACAGACAGAAGCGAGGAAGCAGAGGCAGCGAUGCUUGAUAAAAAAAAAACAAGCGAGAGCCGUAUGCGAAGUAGGCAGAAGAGAGAGGCACGAGAGAGUGCGCUCCUCGGUGGGCUUCAGGGGCGGCCUUAUCUCCUCCUUUGGGAGAUCGAGGCCUGGUUACCGCUAGCUAGUCGUAGUAGUGUUACGAGCGAGAGCGACAGCUUCCAUCGGUCCGUCGACGAGAGAGAGAGGCAGAGAGAGAGACAGGCAGAUAACCGCAGAGCGAUCAUCCACGAGAGAGCCCACUUCGAGGCUGCUCGGUCGUCCUGGCACGGCGAUGUGGCAUCGACCUAG
Messenger RNA from Trichophyton benhamiae CBS 112371, 540 nucleotides. RefSeq lists its product as uncharacterized. The coding region runs from base 1 to 540 and encodes 179 amino acids. The record is from RefSeq and is a predicted model, not a curated record. NCBI's taxonomy places the organism in Eukaryota, Fungi, Ascomycota, Eurotiomycetes, Onygenales, Arthrodermataceae. The transcript has 2 exons.